This is a messenger RNA of Topomyia yanbarensis, 1247 nucleotides long. Its product is annotated as ATP synthase mitochondrial F1 complex assembly factor 1-like. NCBI's taxonomy places the organism in Eukaryota, Metazoa, Arthropoda, Insecta, Diptera, Culicidae. The record is from RefSeq and is a predicted model, not a curated record. Gene Ontology annotation, biological process: mitochondrial proton-transporting ATP synthase complex assembly. Gene Ontology annotation, cellular component: mitochondrion. The coding region runs from base 314 to 1192 and encodes 292 amino acids. The transcript has 2 exons.
UCUGCAAAUUGGCAGACUUUUAAUUUAAGCUGCAGAUUUUUUCGAUGACGCAGAUAUUUGCAGAUUUUUUAGUUUGGUUGCAGAUAUUUGCAGAUUUCUUAGUUUGGUUGCAGAUAUUUGCAGAUUUUUGAAUAUAAAGGCUUUUGGUUACACUAGCUUUCCUGACAUUUUUUGUUCUUCCCAGACUUUUAAAAUUAUUAUCGCAGACAUUUGAAAAAAGUACCUGGCAUCUCUGAUUCGGUAACCAGCACUACUUGGUGCAGCACGUCGCAAAGAAACGGUGGAAUAGGUUGGCAAGUAACCGCGCCUGCUAAUGGCCUUUCAGCUGUGGAACCGUCCGUUGAAACCUUGUCUACGUAUAAUAGCUUGCAAACUUUUACCACCCGUUGCCGCUUUCCGGUCGUUCAGGAUGAGUGCUCGACAACGCUCGGAAAAGGUCCUGGAGCAAUUGAAGGAAUCGAACCCAUAUUUUGGCAAGUAUGCGAAUAAAAUAGCCGCCGUGCAGAAAAGCUCACCGGAGGAGUUCCUAUCACGGCUGGAAAAAGUCGAAAAAGAGAAAAAUAAACCAAAAUCCACUGGUUCCGAACAGCUGCGGGAUUACUCGGAACUGUUGAAUCCCAAAGCUCCUCUGGUAAACAAUCGAUCGGAACAGGAGGCCACCUACAAAAAGCUAAGCGAUAUAAUGAAGGUGGAUUUAAUUGAGCAGCGAAGCGCGGAGGAGAUUCGGGAGAUCUGGUUAAAGUAUCACGUGGGUAAGGAAGUGAUUUCAGCGGCCAUUCCCGUUGAACAGUACGAUUUGAUGAUGGAGCGAGCAAAGAAAUAUCCUAUCUUCAUUCUCCCAAUGCCAAGAAGCCAGGGCUACGAGUUUAUUAUGCUGCAAUUUUUCGCCAACACGGUUCAUUUCACCCCGCUAAUUAACUAUCAGGUGCACAAGGAAAAUGCCCCGGAAUGUUUGAACGUGGCUAUGUAUACUGAACUGCGCGAAAAGGGUCUGGUUCUGAUGCGAGGAGAAUACGACCCGAAGGUGAUCUCCGGCCAGGAGGCUCAAUGUUUGGCCAACCAGCUGCAGUUGUACUACAGUCAGCAUAGUAAGAGUAAGCUGGCCCUGUUGGAAUUGUUCACGACUCAACCGGAGAAGUUCAAACACAUGGAUGUCAUCGAAGAGCUAAACAACCUGAAAAUUGGCGAAUAAUUGUAUUGCUAUGCGGUUCAUUCAUUUAGAAAGUAAAAUCUAGAAAGCUCGUUGA